This is a messenger RNA of Oncorhynchus mykiss (rainbow trout), 6630 nucleotides long. Lineage: Eukaryota; Metazoa; Chordata; Actinopteri; Salmoniformes; Salmonidae. The record is from RefSeq and is a predicted model, not a curated record.
GUUGUGACGGAUAGCUAGGCUAGUUAGCUAUGUUAGCCUCGGCAGAAUUGAAUACCAAUGAACGUGGGCAGUCUUGACACGUAGCAGUUAACACGGGCAGAAGACAGUGGAUAAAAUCCAGGAUAUGCACGAAUGUAAAUCGGGCUGUCGUAGUACGCACUCGGCAGGUUGUUUGUGGAAUGUUUUAUUGCAUAUUUAGAUAUCUACUUGAUGGAUUCCAUUGAACAUUAUUAUUAGAAUGCAACCAACUGCCUCAAUCACUGAAGACUGUUUGACAAAGUAUCACCUUGCUUGACAGAACAGGUGCUUCUUGUGAAGGAGACCUCCAAACUGUCCUCGAUUUACUGAACUGGAAAGCAAAAUGAAGACAUCCCAGACCAUAAAUCAUGACUCUGGUUUACCUGUCGAUUUUUGACAGACGUAUAAAAUAAUCACUUGAUGUUUCGGUGUGUGUCUGCAGGAUACUGACUCUUUCUUUCUCUCUCUCUCUCUCUCUCACACACACACACACACACACACACACACACACACUAAAGGACAACUUCUUGUAUCAAUCCAGAGUUCCCAAAGAGGACCGUCAAAAUGUUUUCGGCUCUUAAGAAGCUGGUGGGCACCGAGCCUGGCCAGCUAGGAAACAAAAGCAUUCCAGCUGGUUUGCAGUCAAUGAACCAGAGCCUACAGAGAAGGUUUGCCAAGGGAGUACAGUAUAACAUGAAGAUCAUCAUCCGUGGAGACCGGAACACCGGAAAGAGUGCCCUAUGGCACCGACUACAGGGGAAGAAGUUUCUGGAAGAGUACAUCCCCACACAAGAAAUCCAGGUCUCCAGCAUCCACUGGAACUAUAAAACGACAGACGACGUUGUCAAGGUGGAAGUUUGGGACGUGGUGGACAAAGCAGGGAAAGGCAAGAAGCGAGGAGAAAUGCUGAAAACGGAGAAUGAACCCCUGGAGAAUGAGACUGAGAUGGCUCUGGAUGCAGAGUUUCUGGACGUGUACAAGAACUGCAAUGGAGUCAUCAUGAUGUUCGACAUCACCAAACAAUGGACAUUUGACUACAUCGUGCGGGAGCUGCCCAAAGUGCCUACCCACGUGCCUGUCUGUGUGUUGGGCAACCAGAGGGACAUGGGCGAACACCGGGUCAUCCUACCCGACGACACCCGAGAGUUCCUCUGUCACCUCAACAGGCCUCCAGGUUCUUCUUACAUCCACUACGCUGAAUCUUCAAUGAAGAAUGGCUUUGGCCUCAAGUACCUGCACCGCUUCUUCAAUAUCCCCUUCUUACAGCUGCAGAGGGAGACCCUGCUGAGACAACUGGAGACCAACCAGCUGGACAUAGACGCUACUCUGGAGGAGCUCAAUGUUCAGCAGGAGACUGAGGACCAGAACUAUGGCAUUUUCCUGGAGAUGAUGGAAGCCAGAAACAAAGCUGGCUUCAGCUCCCCGGGGGGCCCUUCCAACGGCCAGAGCCCCUCCUCAGGCUCCCAGUCCCCCAUCGUCCCGCAGAGCGGGCCCUCUACUCCUGGGGCCUGUCCCAGCCCCUGCACCCCCCAGCAACCCCCUCUCCCACCCCAGCCCCUAACUAUAUCCAACCCUAUCCCCAGGUCAGUUCAGGGUCCCCCCUCCUACACCAACCCUAACCUUAACCCCUGUCCCCCUCUCCAGAACACUGCACUCCCUAGGGGUCCAGGUUACCCACAGCAGCCCCCGGCCCCCCAGCCGCUGCCCCCAACCCCUCAGGGGCUCCACCAUGGGGGAACCACACCUGUCCUGACCCCCCAGUCACCAAGUGUCACCCAGGCCCCCCCUGCCCAGAAGAGAGGCUUCAUGUCGCGCCUCUUUGGAUCAGCCACCUCUGAGGCUCCUGCUGAUGGCACAGACGAGAAGGUGCGGAAUGUGGAUGACUUUGUUCCCGAUGUGGGCACGGCCCGUAGCUUCCCGGAGGCUGCUGCCAAAGCCAAGGAGAAAGCUGGAAGAGCAGGCAACAUGGACAGUGACAGUGACGGUGAGGGCCGAGGGGGGAACCCCAUGGUGUCAGGGUUCCAGGACGAUUUUGCCCCAGAUGAGCUGUGCCAGUCUGUGCCCAAAUCUGUGCCCAAGGCAGCCACCGUCCCCAGCAUGGGCAUCACCCUGACCAGCGAUGAAGAAGAUGAGGGGACGAAGGCACUUAACGUCGUCCAGGACGGUGGAUCGGACAGAAGGAGAUCCUCCAACGCUUUGAAGACUCUCAACAAGACCGGAGAAGCCAAGAAACCAGCGGGCUUAAAGAUGUCGUCCGAGCCCGUCUCAUUCCUGAACCCGACCCUAGCCCCGGUGCAGUCCAUGCAGGCAGGCAAGAAGAAGGGAGGGGAGGAAUCCUCCCACUCAGACCAAGAAGCUCCAGGGGACGAUCAGAUGCUCUCCUUCGUCAUGGAUGAACCAGAUUAUGAGGACGAGGAGUUUGAGAAGCCCAAGAAAAAGAAGCCUUCGGCUGUACUGGAGGACCUGAAGCUGGUCCAGCCCUCUGUCCUCCCGAUCAAGAGCGACGACCUGGACCUGUUUGGACUGGGAUUCCAGGAUGUGGCGCCCAAGAGCAAGGAAAGCAGUGAGGACCAAGAUGACCGAGAAAGUAGAUCCUCAACAAAGGACAAGAAGAAGAAGAAGAAGAAAAGCAAGGAGGAGGACGACAAAAGCAGCAAGAAACGACACAAACAGAAGAAAAAGGAGGAGUCAGGCAGCGGGGACGAGAAAGAGAAGAAAAAGAAGAAGUCAAAGUCGACCAAGAAAGCCGGAGGCGUGGUUGACGACCUGGAGUCUUUUCUCGCCGGAGACGUAGACUACGAGGAGAUGUAGAAUAUCCCCCCCCAGCAUCCAAUCAGGACUACGUUCUACUUCAGCAUUCUAGGGUCAGGAUGUAGCCAUGAAGACGAGAGAAUGCGUCGACUGACUGGCUGAGUGAUCGAAGACUGCAUAUCUCAUUGGGUGAUUGUUAUUCCCCACUUCCUGACGUUGUGGGGCCUCUACAGUGGUUAGAUUUUGAUCAUUUGUGAUUGACAUUGACGUUGUUUGUUUUGCUUACCCUUUUACUGUACAUGCAACACUACCGUCAUACAACAACACUACUGCAAAACUGUAGCUGGUAUAUCCAGGUUUUGAGUUUACGCUCAAGAGGACAAAACCACCAUUACUGUGAUGUUUCCACGGUCGAAUACACUUGGGUACACUCACUGCAAUGUCUUUGCUAUUCCAUUUGUCUUUUUCCAUUGGGACUGCUUUCUGGGAAAGUCUUUAGAACUGACCCUAGUACGGAGUUGUGACUAUUUCUAUUUGGGAGCGCUCUCCUUUACACUGACCAGUGUUCAGGAGUCGGGGGACGUGUGUGCAUUCAUUAUGAAUUAUGUUGAACAUUGCUUCAGCAGCGAUAUAAAUGUUAUUUAUGUUUAUCUGGUGUUGGCUUUUCGAACUACGACUAUGUCUAGGUACAGUAGGAGUUUGUGAGUGUUUACUAAACAAGACAUUUUGGGAGUUUCUCUGAACUAAUUCAGCAAAUUUCACUGUGCAUGAUCAUUUUGUUUUGGUUUGAUGUCAAUGCCUUAAGGAAAGCUUUACUUUAACACUGGAAAGGGUUACUUUAACACUGGAAAGGGUUACUUUAACACUGGAAAGGGUUACUUUAACACUGGAAAGGGUUACUUUAACACUGGAAAGGGUUAAUUUAACACUGGAAAGGGUUACUUUAACACUGGAAAGGGUUACUUUAACACUGGAAAGGGUUACUUUAACACUGGAAAGGGUUAAUUUAACACUGGAAAGGGUUAAUUUAACACUGGAAAGGGUUACUUUAACACUGGAAAGGGUUACUUUAACACUGGAAAGGGUUACUUUAACACUGGAAAGGGUUACUUUAACACUGGAAAGGGUUAAUUUAACACUGGAAAGGGUUACUUUAACACUGGAAAGGGUUACUUUAACACUGGAAAGGGUUACUUUAACAGUGGAAAGUGGCGAUAUGAAUGCCUUUUAGUAGUAGAGAUCUGAUUGUUCAAUGAUGAGGUCAUUCUGGCAAAACACAAUGCAAGGGAAGCCAAGAUACAAUGUUUUUUUCCCAACCUGCUGUUCUGUUAAGUCAUGUUGUUGUUUUUACUAUGGGGCAGUUGUACAAUGUCAUUUGACGUUUUUUUCUCAUUUCUUCCGUUAACCAAAUGAUGUGUUUCUUGAAGACAUGUUUUAAUAUUUUAUUUUACACUAGUUUGCUUGGAUCCUAUUUCUUGAUGUUGCUGAGCACCAUGUGGGAUGGUUUUGCUGUGUAGAGUGAUAUCUCAUAGCCCUUACUGAACUUGUUUACUUUACUGUAGGGGAGUGUGGAAGUCUGCUCGUCAGUCAUAACUACACACUACUAUCUAUCUACACUCCGAUCCAGGGGAUGUUUACAACAAAGUAAAUGGCCUAAAGCUAUUCAUUCCACCUUAAGUCCCCUUAGAAAGAAUUGACAAAAUAUCAGGAAUGUAUUUAGAUAUCAUACAAGUAUGCAUUGUUACCAUUCCAUAUUUAUUUUGAAAUAUUAAGAAAAUAUUUUUGGACAUUAAACAAAUCCCAUGUUAAUAUAUCCAUUAUAGAAAAGUAUAUGCACAAAUAUUUAUUCAUUAAUUUGUACUGCAUAUUUCUCUGUGUGUUUUUACCUUGCUCCUCUCUGUUGUCUCUAAAAUAGGUAUUUUGGACUGUCUUUAAAAGAGACACUACAUAUCCAAUUCCACCCAGCCAUCUAGGUGCCGUGACUGCAGUUUACUGCUAGUUAGGUAUCCUUACCACUGCCUCACUGUAUAUCAUCAGGGAGAACAUGCAACAUUUCCAGACUGUGUAUCGGAACCUACUGUACAUCAAUAGAACUCUUACUUACAUCAAUAGAACUGUUUCACCAAUAGAACUGUUUUACCAAUAGAACUGUUUCACCAAUAGAACUGUUUCAUCAAUAGAACUGUUUCAUCAAUAGAACUGUUCCAUCAAUAGAACUGUUCCAUCAAUAGAACUGUUUCAUCAAUAGAACUGUUCCAUCAAUAGAACUGUUUCACCAAUAGAACUGUUUUACCAAUAGAACUGUUUCAUCAAUAGAACUGUUUUACCAAUAGAACUGUUUCAUCAAUAGAACUGUUCCAUCAAUAGAACUGUUCCAUCAAUAGAACUGUUUCAUCAAUAGAACUGUUCCAUCAAUAGAACUGUUUCACCAAUAGAACUGUUUUACCAAUAGAACUGUUUCACCAAUAGAACUGUUUCAUCAAUAGAACUGUUUCAUCAACAGAACUGUUCCAUCAAUAGAACUCUUACUUACAUCAAUAGAACUGUUUCAUCAAUAGAACUGUUCCAUCAAUAGAACUCUUACUUUCAUCAAUAGAACUGUUUCAUCAAUAGAACUGUUCCAUCAAUAGAACUCUUACUUCCAUCAAUAGAACUGUCCCAAGAGACGGCUCUGCGAGCGUUUGUUGAAUCAGGUAGACCUCUAGCUCUGUCUUUCCCCGACCGCUCAUAUAUCCUUGGUUCUCUCUGGUUGAAGGCGGUAUACUCUGGGGACACCGGGGUCCCCUCAGACCUUAUCCCCUCUUCUGGCUUAGUCCUCUUUCUCACCCAAGGGAGUGAUGCCAUUUUUUGCUGUAGCCUAACCCUCCCAGCUGGCUUGACGGGAGGGAACCCAAUGUGGCGAGGUGGACUCCCAGUCUGACCAUAGGGUCAUCCUCAGUGUUUCCCCCUCAUGCAGCUGUCUGCCUGUCAGGCUAGCUGCUAGGCCAGGGCACCCACCCCUACCGCUCACUAUGGAGCAAAUCCUAACUUCCUCUCCAGUCGAAUAAUGUCAGUUGGUGUCCUGUUGACAUUAACGCAUGACUAAGUGAACAUUUUGCUUAAGUGGAAGUUAGGAGUCACCCCUAUGAAAGUAAAAUCCCAGGCGAGCCAUGUCAACUCGUCAAAUAGUCCCUGUGCAUGAGCGUCACUGUGAGAAACAACAACACACCUGGCUGUACCACUGUAGAAUUAGAAUUUGUAGAACAGACAUUGUUAGUGCAUACAUUAUGGAGGAAUAGUGUCUUUUCUAGGCAUUCUAAUUCUGUGUUUAUGUAAUAUAACCCAGUCCUACUCAGACCUGUUUUGUUUUUUGGUGGUUGAUUUUGUUUCAUUGAAUUAUUCUGCUUUUUGUUCAAUGAUGUGUGAAGGAAUUUGUUUUGAUUCAUGUAGAUCAAACCAAUGCAACUUUUUGUUUACUGCUUUUUCUGUGGUAUGAUGUCUUCUGGGUAAAGUUCAAACAGGAACCAUCCAAAUCAUGCAAACUGCCAGUGAAAUGUGGCAACAAGCGAACUUGAGAUUGCUGUUACCUCUUGGUUACAUCUUCCAAAAAAUUCCACCUUGAUUGUAAAUGUAAUAUCCGUUGUGCAUUGUCUUCAUCUUGCUCCCUGCAUAUUGUCUUUGUUUAGGUAGUUGUGUGUAUAGUUGAUUGAACUGUUGGUUGAAUUUGGUCUGUUUAUGUGUAUGCAUCUGAAUAUAUUGAGAGAUGGUGGGCAACUGGGGGCGGGGAAGAGAUUAUUUUGACAUUCCUCUUACGCAUCUAAGUGAUAAAAUUGUCUAAUAAAUGCAAAAAUACUUUCAUUUUUUGCCACAAAAUUUCAUGAA